Messenger RNA from Lingula anatina, 291 nucleotides. Its product is annotated as thioredoxin-like protein 4B. Gene Ontology annotation, biological process: mRNA splicing, via spliceosome. Lineage: Eukaryota; Metazoa; Brachiopoda; Lingulata; Lingulida; Lingulidae. The record is from RefSeq and is a predicted model, not a curated record. Gene Ontology annotation, cellular component: U4/U6 x U5 tri-snRNP complex.
AAGACUGCAGAGCAGCUGAGGAAGAUGGCGGUGAUCUACUGUGUGGCAGUGGACGAGGUCCCGGUGUAUGUGCAGUACUUUGACAUCACUCUGAUACCUGCCACCAUUUUCUUCUUCAAUGGACAGCACAUGAAGAUGGACUGGGGCACACCAGAUCAUACCACGUUCAUCGGCAGCUUCAAGACCAAGCAAGACUUCAUCGAUGUUGUGGAGGUAUUAUACAGAGGGGCCAUGAAGGGCAAAGUGAUGGUGACUAGACCCUUGGACCCCAGGGACCUGCCAAAAUAUUAA